AUGCACCUCAUCGCCUAUGUGAAAACUCACCAUCCCAAAGCCUUCUCCGCCUUGAAGCACCUCCGCUCCUUCGCGCUCUCAGCCAUGGAGAAAAUCGCCACCGGAAACGACAAAGACGGCUCCUCCGCCGCCGCCGACCCCCAGCCACCGUUCGAUCCGUCCGCGCCUGCGGUCCCGAUCUCGUACCCGCUCCGGACACUGGAGGAAUUGGAGUCGCGCGCCUACUUCAAGUCGUUUCACUACCCGUUCAACCGGGCUGCGGUGGAGCCGCAGUCCGCCGCCGCCGGCGGCUUGCCCCGGAGGCCUCGGAUGCUGGUUUGCCAUGACAUGGCGGGGGGGUAUGCGGACGACCGGUAUGUGCAGGGCGGGACUAAUGCCGAUGCGUAUGCGAUUUGGCAUUGGUAUAUGAUUGAUGUUUUUGUGUACUUCUCGCAUAGUUUGGUGACCCUGCCGCCGCCUUGCUGGGUUAAUACUGCUCAUAGGCAUGGUGUGAAGGUAUUGGGAACCUUCAUCAUGGAGUGGGAUGAAGGGAAAAAACUUGCUGAUAAGCUGCUAUUGACGAAGGAUUCUGCUCAAAUGUAUGCUGAGCGAUUGACAGAACUGGCUGUGGUUCUAGGCUUUGAUGGUUGGCUGAUCAAUAUGGAAGUUACUCUAGAUCCUGAACAAAUACCAAAUCUGAAAGAAUUUGUCAGCCACUUGAGCAAGACCAUGCACUCUUCGCUACCUGGGUCAUUAGUUAUAUGGUAUGACAGUGUUACUCGUGAUGGUGAUCUUAGCUGGCAGAAUCAAUUAAAUGACAAGAACAAGCCAUUCUUUGACUUGUGUGAUGGAAUUUUUGUGAACUAUACAUGGGAGGAAAAUUUUCCCAAGCUAUCAGCUGAUGUUGCUGGUGACAGAAAGUUCGACGUCUACAUGGGCAUUGAUGUCUUUGGAAGGAACACUUAUGGUGGCGGUCAAUGGACUACUAAUGUGGCCCUUGAUGUGAUAAAGAAAAGUGAUGUUUCAGCUGCCAUAUUUGCACCUGGAUGGGUCUAUGAGACUAAGCAGCCACCUGACUUUCGAACUGCUCAAAAUCGAUGGUGGGGACUUGUUGAAGAAACAUGGGGAACUGUUCAAAACUACCCCAAAGUACUUCCAUUCUACUCGAAUUUUGAUCAGGUAUCGACCAUGUUAGUUGUACAACUGUUUUUACCUUUGUAUUUGAUGUUUAUCUUUGAAUUUUUGUUUUUUAUAUACUUCAAGGAAGGAUCUUAUAAUGGAGGAGGAAACAUCACAUUUACAGGAGCUCUUGGUGUUGGUACUGAAUUUACAGCAAGGCUCUUUAAGGGAGAUCUUCUCCUCAGAAAUUCUCAAGUUAACUUUACAUAUUCAGUUAAAGUAAGUGGGAACUCCCAAUUAGGCCUUGUCCUUGAGUUUUAUUCUGCUUCGCAAGAGAAAAAGUCGAUAUUUCUUGCCGCCUCAGGAAAUACCUUACUAACCAUGAACCAAUUCUCAAGUCGUUUCACUAAUGUAAUAAUGCCACGUCGAGUGACCAAGCUGAAAGGAGGAGAACCUUCGUGGGUUAUACAGGAAAGCAGAAUCAACAUGCGUGGACAUGUAUUAAAAGAAAUCCGGGCCUUGUGCUACAAAUUAAUGCCCGAACAAUCUUUAUCUGGUGAACCUUCAGAUUAUUCUGCAGUUCUUGGAGAUGUUAAGAUUACCAGUGGAGAACAAAAUACUAAAUUCCCGGCAUCUAAUUCAUGGCUUGUUGAUGGUGAAUACAUCAAUUGGGCUCCGGGUUCUCAAGGGUCGAGAAAACUUAGUGUCAAAAUCAUUUGGCGACUAAACGUAGGUAGUAAAGAUCUUUUUCCCAAGUACAAUGUUUAUGUCGAUAAAACCACUAGUUCGUUGUCUGAAAACCGGGGUCAGGAGGAAGGUUCAGCUGCAGAGUUUCUUGGUGAGGCGUUUGUGAAAUCGUUCUAUGCUUCUGGCGUGGAAGUUCCGGAAGGGACUUGUAUCGUGAAAUUCAUCGUCCAAGCAUGCGGUUUUGAUGGGGCUGGCCAAAAGCUUGAAGAUUGUCCCUUUUUACUACUUAAAGUCGAGGGUUCGUAA
This is a messenger RNA of Striga hermonthica, 2091 nucleotides long. The record is from the annotation of a GenBank genome assembly. NCBI's taxonomy places the organism in Eukaryota, Viridiplantae, Streptophyta, Magnoliopsida, Lamiales, Orobanchaceae.